AUGGAGGAAGUCUACGGCGAGCUGAUCGAGGUCGAGGUUAAGCAGUUGGCUGGAUCGGGCCACUGUGCCUUCUACGUGAUGGAGUGGCGAUCGCGCCCACGAGGCGGCAUCACGAGGAACGGCACGAUGUUCACGAAGGCGAGGAGAUGCUGGGUCUACGAUCCCUACUCGCUCGAUUGGGAGGAACACGUCCAGGCCGGAAUCACUGACAUAUGCGUCGACUCAUACGACGAUGUUUGA
Acanthamoeba castellanii str. Neff is the source of this 240-nucleotide messenger RNA. RefSeq lists its product as uncharacterized. The record is from RefSeq and is a predicted model, not a curated record. NCBI's taxonomy places the organism in Eukaryota, Discosea, Longamoebia, Acanthamoebidae. The transcript has a single exon. Bases 1 to 240 code for a protein of 79 amino acids.